Onychomys torridus (southern grasshopper mouse) is the source of this 4048-nucleotide messenger RNA. RefSeq names its product POZ/BTB and AT hook containing zinc finger 1 (gene Patz1). NCBI's taxonomy places the organism in Eukaryota, Metazoa, Chordata, Mammalia, Rodentia, Cricetidae. The transcript has 5 exons. Gene Ontology annotation, molecular function: DNA-binding transcription factor activity, RNA polymerase II-specific; RNA polymerase II cis-regulatory region sequence-specific DNA binding; protein binding. The record is from RefSeq and is a predicted model, not a curated record. Bases 955 to 3018 code for a protein of 687 amino acids. Gene Ontology annotation, biological process: regulation of immune system process; regulation of cytokine production; negative regulation of transcription by RNA polymerase II. Gene Ontology annotation, cellular component: nucleus.
CGCUGGGUGAGGGGGGGUGCUCGGCACAAAGAAAGUGGAAAGUUUGCGGCGCUAGGCGGCCCAGGCUAGGGAGCCCGGUGCGCACGUGCUGCUGGGCCAGGGCCACCGAGACCCCCCACGCCGAGCCUGCUGCUUUUUUUCUUUCUGCAAGCUGGGGGGGGGGUGUUGUUGGUAUCGCCCCCUCCUUCUCCUCCCCCCAGGGGUGAAAGUGCAAGAGGAAGUGCAGCCGCUGCCAUCUUUCCUCCGUUCCGAACGCACGGAGCCUGGGGCCGCAGCGCCGCCGCUCCGCCGCCACCCGUGCCUGGCCUGGGGAAGGGCCCACCCUGCCGCUGCCACCCACUCGCUUCGGCCGCCGCCUUCGCCGGGCUCCAAGACCCGGCCUACGCCACCGCCCCCGUGCGCGCCGACCGCCGCUUUCGCCUUCGCCUUUUGUUUCCUUUGCUCCGGAGCCCCCGCCCCGGCUCGCGCUUUGCAGGGGACGCAGCGCGCGCCCCCAGCGGGCCCGGGAAAAGCCUCGGAGCGCGCGCUUGCGCUUGCGCGGCGGACCCCUCCUCCUCUCUGUGCGCGCGCGCGCGCCUUUUGGCUGCGCGCCGGCGCCGCCUGGCGGGCGGGAGGGGUGGUGGCGGCCGCGUUUGCGGGAGGGGCGCACCUCUUCGCUGGUUUGCCCCCUGGAAGGUAGACCGAGAAAGGGAGGCGGGCAGGCGCAGAGUGAGUGCAGCGCCGGGUCCGGCGGGGGGUGGGGUGGCUAUGUGGGGGGCAGUGCACCGCUGGGUCUAGACGUUCUGAUUCGGGCAGGGGGCGUGUGCGCUGGGCGCACCUGCGAGGACUACCGAGCCCGGGGCCGCACGUGCGGGGAGUGUGACUUGUCCGCUCAGCCAGGCGUCUUGCUGCCUAGGGGAAGGGACUGGGGACCGGCGGGUGCCCGGCCCGGCUAGCGGGGAGCGGGCAGCGGCCAUGGAGCGGGUCAACGACGCUUCCUGUGGCCCGUCGGGCUGCUACACCUACCAGGUGAGCAGACACAGCACGGAGAUGCUGCACAACCUGAACCAGCAACGCAAAAACGGCGGGCGCUUUUGCGACGUGCUCCUACGGGUGGGCGACGAGAGCUUCCCGGCGCACCGAGCCGUACUGGCUGCCUGCAGCGAGUACUUUGAGUCUGUGUUCAGCGCCCAGUUGGGCGACGGCGGAGCUGCAGACGGGGGUCCUGCUGAUGUAGGAGGCGCGGCGGCGGCUCCGGGCGGCGGAACUGGAGGCAGCCGCGAGCUGGAGAUGCACACCAUCAGUUCCAAAGUGUUCGGAGACAUCCUGGACUUCGCUUACACGUCCCGAAUUGUAGUGCGCCUAGAGAGCUUCCCUGAGCUCAUGACGGCCGCCAAGUUCCUGCUGAUGAGGUCGGUCAUCGAGAUCUGCCAGGAAGUCAUCAAACAGUCCAAUGUGCAGAUCCUGGUGCCCCCUGCCCGGGCUGAUAUCAUGCUCUUUCGCCCUCCUGGGACCUCUGACUUAGGCUUCCCUUUGGACAUGACCAACGGGGCAGCCUUGGCAGCCAACAGUAACGGUAUUGCUGGCAGCAUGCAGCCCGAGGAAGAGGCUGCCAGGGCCACAGGUGCAGCUAUUGCAGGCCAAGCUUCUCUGCCUGUGUUACCUGGGGUGGACCGCUUGCCCAUGGUGGCUGGACCACUAUCCCCCCAACUACUGACUUCUCCAUUCCCCAAUGUGGCAUCCAGUGCUCCUCCACUGACUGGCAAGCGAGGCCGGGGACGCCCCAGGAAGGCCAAUCUGCUGGACUCCAUGUUUGGCUCUCCAGGGGGCUUGAGGGAAGCAGGCAUCCUUCCCUGUGGCCUGUGCGGGAAGGUGUUCACUGAUGCCAACCGGCUCCGGCAACAUGAGGCCCAGCACGGCGUCACUAGCCUCCAGUUGGGCUAUAUCGAUCUUCCUCCUCCAAGGCUGGGUGAGAAUGGGCUACCCAUCUCCGAGGACCCCGACGGCCCCAGAAAGAGGAGCCGGACCAGGAAGCAGGUGGCUUGUGAGAUCUGUGGCAAGAUCUUCCGUGAUGUGUACCAUCUCAACCGGCAUAAGCUGUCCCACUCUGGGGAGAAGCCGUAUUCGUGCCCGGUGUGUGGUUUGCGGUUCAAGAGAAAAGACCGCAUGUCCUACCAUGUGAGGUCCCAUGAUGGCUCAGUGGGCAAGCCGUACAUCUGCCAGAGCUGUGGGAAAGGCUUCUCCAGGCCUGAUCACUUGAACGGACAUAUCAAGCAGGUGCAUACUUCUGAGCGACCUCACAAGUGUCAGACCUGCAAUGCCUCUUUUGCUACUCGAGACCGCCUGCGCUCCCACCUGGCCUGUCACGAAGACAAGGUACCCUGCCAGGUGUGUGGGAAGUACCUGCGAGCAGCGUACAUGGCAGACCACCUGAAGAAGCACAGUGAGGGGCCCAGCAACUUCUGCAGCAUCUGUAACCGAGGUUUCUCCUCUGCCUCCUACUUAAAGGUCCAUGUUAAAACCCACCACGGUGUUCCCCUUCCCCAGGUCUCCAGGCACCAGGAACCCAUCCUGAAUGGGGGAGCAGCGUUCCACUGCGCCAGGACCUAUGGCAACAAAGAAGGCCAGAAAUGCUCACAUCAGGAUCUGAUUGAGAGCUCUGAUUCCUAUGGUGACCUCUCAGACGCCAGUGACCUGAAGACACCAGAGAAACAGAGUGCCAACGGCUCUUUCUCCUGCGACAUGGCAGUCCCUAAAAACAAGAUGGAGUCUGACGGGGAGAAGAAGUACCCAUGUCCUGAAUGUGGGAGCUUUUUCCGUUCUAAGUCCUACUUGAACAAACACAUCCAGAAGGUGCAUGUCCGGGCCCUGGGGGGCCCCUUGGGGGACCUAGGCCCUGCCCUUGGCUCACCUUUCUCUCCCCAGCAGAACAUGUCUCUUCUCGAGUCCUUUGGAUUUCAGAUUGUUCAGUCAGCGUUUGCGUCAUCUUUAGCGGAUCCCGAGGUGGACCAGCAGCCCAUGGGGCCUGAAGGGAAGUGAGACAUGCCGUGUCCCCACAGAACAGCUGUUGGGGGCUGCUGAGAAUGCUGUGAAUGCGGAGGGAAGUGAUGUCUUUGGGUUCUGUAGCUGAGAGAUUCUUAUUCAUUUUUAAACCCCCCUCCCUCCCCUCCCCCCCCUCCCUGUCCAUCACCUAUUCCUCCCAGUGGUCUUAGAACUAGACUCUCAUCUGAUACUCUGCAGAAAUAUUUGAGAGACCUGGUGUGAGACAAGGGCAGAAACACUACGCAGGCCUCUGUGGCAGCAUCAGUUCUGGUUCCUCUAGUUCUGAGUCAGAACGUCUGGUGUGCUCAGCUCUUGGUGAUCCCAAACCCAACUCCAAGGCCUUCUUGGACCUUGGUGGUUUUGGUCCCUCCUCCUUCUUUCAUUCCUCACCCCCCCCCUAGAUCCUCAAAGAGAUUACAGUUGGGUCUCUACCCUCUUAUGGCCAACUAUUUUUAAGGAAGCAGAAACCUCCAACAUCCCAUGGACCACAGGACGCGUGUCCUCUGAGAGCCCUGUGAGGUUGGCCCUGGUCUUCCUGAGCUGCUGGAAGCUAACAUUUUACUGCCAGGACAAGCUCAUCUACUGAGGACACCUCUACCCCAAAUUCCAGUUUCUUACUUGAUUUUAACCAUUCAACUUGCUGUUGGGCUUUGAUUCUCCAAUUCUUAUUGUUAUUUUUAGGAGCAGUUGUAGUGAAUUGCUACUGAAAGCUACCCCAGGUGACACAGCUCUUUGUAAACCGCAGUCACAAGUUAGGGUUAGGAUUAAACUUUGUUUAGAUGUACCAUAAUUAACUUGGCUAGUUGUUUGAAGUCUAUGGAAUAAAUAGUUUUAUGCAAAAUUUAAAAAAAAAAAAAUUCUAGUCUGAUCAGGAAGAGGUCUCAGUGGUGUGGGGGCCAGGAAGGUGGAGGAGCCUCUGGUAGAGACACUGUGUACCUUGGUUGUAUUACACUUGAGCAAGCCCAGGCUGACCUUGCGAUGUGAAGUGAUCUGAUCAGACUAUAUUAAAAACAUUAGUAUGAUACUC